Molecule: messenger RNA, 1993 nt
Organism: Maylandia zebra (zebra mbuna)
Lineage: Eukaryota; Metazoa; Chordata; Actinopteri; Cichliformes; Cichlidae
Source: RefSeq, a predicted model, not a curated record
AUCUUGGUCCCUACCUGCUGAUGUUCAUGUUAGGAAUGCUUUGGAGUUUGUAAAGCUCUGAUGUGCGUCAGAAAGAACUAUCAACUUGAAGCUCUUAUUUUGAAAAGAAGCCCAGCUAACCGUAAUUCUUCCUGUCAGACGAACAUAGGCGCCAUCUUGACAGUAGUCCUUUAGCACAUUGUGCUGCUGUUUUCUCUUCAGAAAUCAGCGUCUGAAAACAGAAAGCUCUUGUUUCCACGUCUCUGGCUCAUCGGGCUCUCGGUCAUGUCCAGCAUCCAGCUGCUCAGAGUGCUCGUUAACGAGCGGCUGGCCGCGGCCGCCGACGACAUCUUGGAGGCGGUGAAGAAGACCAUCGCGGGCUAUGAGGAGGAGAUCCUGCUGUCCAAACGGGAGAUCCGCCGCCAGCGACGGAUGCUGCAGAGAGAGUCCAGAUCAGAGACGUACGCCGGCAAACACUCAGACCAGCCGCAGCUCGCGCUGACUGUCUGGGACGAGGACUUCCCUGAGGAUCAGCAGCAGGCAGAGGAGCAGUGUGAGCUGGAGUGGAGCCCCGGUCAAGACUUGGAGAAUGAAGAAUCUCUACAGACGGACAAGAACCAGGAGGAGGACGAGGAGCAGCCACAGCACCCGCUUCAGGAGCUGAGGGAGGAGGAAGAGCAGGCGCUGCAAGAGGUUGAAGGGGAGGAGGAUAGCGCCAUCGGGUUCAUCUUCAAGCAUCAGCCCAGCUCUCCGAGCACUAAAGGAGGCGGUGGCGAUCCUCUACCCAGCACGUCCACAGAACAGGAGCAGGCGCAGGAAGAAGUGACUGUGGAAGACAAUGACGAGGCCUCCUCCAGCUCCUCGACUGUCAACAGCGAUGAUGAGUGGAGGGCCAGUGUGGAUUCUCAGAGCGACGACAGCGACAGAAGCCACGAGUGGAAGCCGAAGAAGAAGAAGGGGCCUCGUGUACCGAUGGCGCCGACACUGCACCUGGCCAAAAAACUCAAAUCCAGAAUCUGCUGUAAAGUGUGCGGGAAAGGCUUCCACGCCAACAUCUCUUUGGUGAACCACAUGGAGAUUCACCCCAAGGAUGUCUGUGGCGUGUGCGGGGAACGUUUCGACAGCGAGGAGAGCUUUCACAGUCACGUGAAAACUCACGUGAAAGCGGAGAUCUGCAGCGUCUGCGGGAAGUGUUUCGGGACCUCGAGCAACCUGGAGACGCACAUGAGGAUCCACACGGGGGAGAAACCGUUCCUGUGCAGCGAGUGCGGGAAAUCCUUCAACUGCCGUCACAACAUGGUGCGACACAUCAGGAUACACACAGGGGAAAAACCGUACACCUGCACCAUCUGUGGGAAAUGCUUCAAUGACUACUCGACUCUGAAGCGCCACCUGCUGGUUCAUAUCCGCAAGAAAACCCGCAAUCCAGAAAACUCAUCGGUUAACGAUGACGGCGACAAGGGGCUCAAGACAUCGCAGUCAAAAAAGUCCCGGGCUAUAUGCGAAGUAUGCGGGAAAAUGUUCCACUCGGUGGUUUCUCUGGUGAAUCACGCCAAAAGUCACGCCACAGAUGUCUGCGGCGUGUGCGGGAUGAAUUUUGAUUCUGAGGAAAACUUGAAAAGUCACCUGAAGACUCACAAAAGCGGGAAGGUCUGCGAAGUGUGCGGUAAGUGUUUCGACGGGCACGGAAACCUGGAGAUGCACAUGAGGAUUCACACCGGGGAGAAACCGUUUCUGUGCAAUGAGUGCGGGAAAUCCUUCAACUGCAGACACAACAUGUUGCGGCACAUCAGGACGCACACGGGGGAGAAACCGUUUCUGUGCAACGUCUGCGGCCGAGGCUUCAGCGACCAAACGAGCCUGAAGCAGCACAGCAGCACGCACACGGGAGUCAAACCGUACCGCUGCGAGGUCUGCGGGAAAGGCUUCCACCGAAAGACGUACGUGAGGCUGCACAUGAAGAGCCACACGUCUGGGAAGUGACUGCUGUGUAAAUAAAGAUUUUGAAAAUGAA